AUGGCGUGCCCUAAAAACUCCAUCACUUACAACGCCACGAGCUGCGCUUGCGGGAUUGGCCAGCUUCUAAACCGAAACUCAGGAAGCUGCGAGAUCUUCGGAUGGCCGUCGACGAUCUCGUCGGACAAAGACGUCAACUACAGCGGAGUAUCAUUCGCCGAGACGAUAUUCGCCUUCGACAGGAUCCGGAAGUUCACGCAGUCUCAGGCUAUCUUCCUCGAAGCCACGCUCGUGAUGCUUCUCUCGUGGCUGCUCUUUUGCUUCUUCCUCAGAUUCACCAAGCUCGGCGACGGUCGUAAUAUCUGGUUCAAUCUCCGCUGGUGGAUUACUCGACUCGAUGUCUUCUUCUCCACUAGGCAUUGGCUCGAUGAUCAGCAGAUUUUGAAAAAACGGAAAACGGAACUUGGCGGAACAUUCUCUGUAGCGAGCUGGAUCGUCUUCAUCGGAUUAUUCGCUGCGCUGCUUUACCAAAUCAUAACCAAGAGAACCAUGGAAGUUCACAACGUGAGAGCUACUAAUUCUCCAGAUCUAAUCUCAUUCGAGAACGAUCUGGAGUUUAACAUCACUGCCGUCUCUGACAUGAGCUGCUCCAAUCUACGCGGUAUUGGGAAUUUAGUCACUGGCAAUCCUGGAUUCAGCGACUUCAAAGUUUCAUCUCUUUCCACUUUUGGAAACUAUACUUGUAGAAAUACAACUUCAGGCCCAACUGUGAAUUUCAAGUGUAGCAAAUGUCGUCUCACAAACGAUUACUUCUACAUCUCUUGGCACUUCGUUGAUCUUCCUGAUUCCCCUGCCGCUGCUGUUGGAUUUCAGUUUAACUUCACUUGCAAGAAUGGAAGUAACAAGAAGGAGAUGAGUUAUGUUAGUGGCACUCUGAGAAACGGAAGCAUUCUUGAUGAGAGACCGGUUACUUUCCGUGGAACCGAAGGGAACGUACUGAAGUUUAAUCUGUUCCCUCGGAUUUACCAUCAUUUGCAUGAUCUUAAGCUGAUUCAGCCUCUGUUUCACGAGUUUAUCCCUGGCUCAGUUUACCGGGACACUGCUCAGCUUCAGGCUUCUAUGGGGAGGUCAGCAGAUGGCAUACUCAACACCACACUGUUCAUCAACUAUCUGUCUGCUUAUAUUGUUGAGAUCGACCAUGAAAAUAUACUUGGUCCUGUUAGCUUUCUUGCUGAUCUUGGUGGUCUAUAUUGCAUCAGUAUUGGCAUAUUUUUCUACCUACUAGUGCAGUGUGAGUACAGGAUCAAGAAUCUGCGAAAUGAAGAUACUAUAUUCAGGAGGAUACGGAGGCGUCGUAAAGCUCUUGACCACUGGGAUAAACUGAGAAGAUAUGUUGCAUACACAUGGGACUGCAGCAUAUUGGUCGAUGAUGCCAUCAAAACGACAACGAUGUCAGCAAUCUGUGGUUUAGCGAGACCUCCAGCAUCUCCUACUAGCUCUAACUCGGGACGUGGACCACCGAGAACAAAAAUGCAGCAAUCUAUUAUGCCGAACAAGAAACCUGGCUUAAGUAUUGAGAAGAAUGUAGUUCCACAACCUGCAAGCCUAGAAAUGACAUCUUUCGAUUCGGCUUCUUCUUUAGCUCAUGGAGACAACAUCCCAAAUAAGAAGAGCAUAAGCCAGUCUUCUCAAAGCCAUCCAAUUUCUCAUAGUGCCGACGAUACAAUCCCUCCACCUCCCCCAAUGGAGUUCAGUGAAGGGUCCUCUGGUUCAGAAGUGGACGCAAUCGACAUCAAGAAGAAAUUUCAGCUUCUUUACGACUACAAUGUACUGCUUAGGGAAAAACUUAUAGAUACUCAGUCUUUACUCAAUAAAUUGGCAGCCAAUGCAUCAACAUCUUCAACCACGGAACAUGGUGCCUAG
This is a messenger RNA of Microthlaspi erraticum, 1863 nucleotides long. NCBI's taxonomy places the organism in Eukaryota, Viridiplantae, Streptophyta, Magnoliopsida, Brassicales, Brassicaceae. The record is from the annotation of a GenBank genome assembly.